AUGACCGUCCCCCAGCGGCGCCUGGCCGGGCUCUGGCCGUGGCUGCUCAUGGCGGCCCUGCAGGUGGUGCUGGGCCAGCCGGGCCUGGAGUCCGAGCGGCCGGCCCUCCGAGCGGUCAUCAAGGUGACACUGCUUAAGAACGAGCCGACGGGGAAGCCCAUCACCCUGGAAGGGGUGUUCGUGGGAGGAAGUGCCGGCUACGCGGAUGGGAAACUAAUGCAGUAUCACCCGUUGUCAUUGUGCAACACAAGCGAGGAUGAACGGCAAGAGGGUGACUUCAUCACCAUUGUCAAGCUGGAGCACAGGGUACCCCGCUGCUUGCCGCUGCUCGAUAAGGCUCGCAUGGCGCUGGAAAAAGGAGCUCAGGCUGUUAUCUUUGACGUCAGUGAUGAUGCCAAUGCUGCUGCUGAGCUGCGAGAAACCGAUGCCCUCCCGCGACCAGUCGUGCUGGUGGAGGCCGAGGAUGCGGAGGAGCUGAUGAGUUUGGUCAACAAGAAUGAGGAGGCCAAAGUUCGCAUUGAGAUCAAGUUGGAACAGUCUCGAUGGCCCCAUUAUGACAUGGGUAUCCUGCUCACCAUCAUCCUGGCUAUUCUCACCAUCGUCUUAAUCUUUGCCUUCCGUUACAAGUGCAAGUCCAACAGGACCUGGGACUCCGUCCACCAGCAGACCAUGCGGGCCAUCAAUCGCCUGGAGACCAAAACCUACAGCUCUCAGGGCUGCUCGGGCUCGCAGCGGCACCGGGCGGCCUGGGGCUCAGCCAGCAGCUCCAACUCGAGCCCCGUCUGCGCUAUCUGUCUGGAGGAGUUCCAGGACGGGCAGCACCUGAGGAUCAUCUCCUGCGCUCAUGAGUUCCAUAAAGACUGUGUCGACCCCUGGCUGGUGCAGCACCGCACCUGUCCCCUCUGCAUGCACAACAUCAUGGGUGAGGACAAGCAUAUUUACAGGACAGAGCGGCAGCCCCAGAGGAGCCGACUCCAGCAGGGUCCAGAGCAAAGUCAAAGCUUCCUCCAUCCUCAGACUUACAACAACCCACACAACCACCCUUUCCCUCAACAUGCUAUCCCCUUCUCUAUGAGGCCCCACUAUCCUCGAGGACCCUCUGGACCAUAUCCCUCUCUGGGCCACUACAGUGGCUCUUCUCCCAUGGACACGCAAACUCUGCGUUUCCUCACCAGCAGGCCACUUGGCUCUGGCUGUGGGUACCGCCUUCCUGUAGAGGGUCCCGGAAGGCCCCACAGGAUUGGAGGUAACUGCAGGACGUCCACUCACCACUACACGCCUCGUCGCUCCUGCCACAACUAUCGUCCGUCCUGUCCGACCCAGCGCAGUGCAUCCUGCUCAAGACUGCAUCACACAUCCUCUGGAACGCCUCAGACCCGUGGAGCGCCUGCCCACAGUCGGCAGGAUGAGGGCAGCUGCUCAGGUGGCAGCUACCACACAGAACGCAGUGGAUAUUUGGCUGACGGGCCAGCAAGUGACUCCAGCUCAGGGCCCUGCCAUGGCUCCUCAAGCGACUCAGUUCUUAACUGUACUGACGUGUCCCUACAAGGAGUUUAUGGCAGCUGGUCCACCUUCCGUAGCUCUCUGAGUAGUGACUACGAUCCAUUUGUAUAUUAUGGGCCAGGUCCUGGGCGGGGGCCUCGGAGAAACAGCCUAGAAGCUGGUGCGCAAGCCCGGCCCAGGUCUCUGGAUUCUGUGGUGAACAAAGCAGGCUGCCCUGAAGAACAGCCACAGACUGUGUUCAGCCACAUCCACUACCACCGCCACAGGCACCACCACUAUGAGGAGGGGGAGCACGGUCAGGGCCCGAGCAGAGGCUCGGACGAGGAGCAGGGGGCCUCUGCUGCUGCAGCGCCUGCUGCUCUUGUCCUUGACAAAGACUCACUUGUGUGCCCUCCUAAGCACAGUCCCUGCCAGUGCCCAAAGCCAGAACCCACAGAUCGGCAUAGCCCAGGACAGGGAGAGCGUCAUGACCAUGACCGCAGCAGUCCCUCAGGACCUCCUGUCCUGAUGUCCCCGAUCCCCUUACAGCUCCAACCCCACUGCUGCCACCAAGGACAUGGACACCCCCCUGCUCCUCUUGGGCGAGUUGGUGGCUGUGUGCUUGAUGGCCCCUCUGUUCGCUUCCACCAGGGCCUGGAUCUGCCGGAUGACCGUAGCAUCCACAUUCACUACGGCCAGGGUCCAGGCUUCUGCUGCUCUCCCCCCGAGCUGCACUCGGCUUUGCUCCCCGUGCCCCUCAUUCUGGACUCCGGAGGGAUGGAGGAGUGGCCUUGCUGUGCCGGGCCCCAUGUUGUGUGGCAAAAACGGGUGCAGCAGGCUCGCUCAGAGCCUCAGCUACUGGGGCCUGGGACUUCUAUGGACAGGCCACCCUGCAGGCUCCACCACGGGCCUGCUGCUGACUGCAACACAGACAUUUGUUUAUACUGCCAAACAUUACACCACAAUCAGGGUGGGUGUCUCACUUAUUUAUCUUUAAUAACAUGACCAGGUGUCAAAUGAUAGUUCUUUUUUAAUUCACAAUUUGAUAACACAUCUUGGAAGAUCUUGGGAAAUAUGAAUUACGUCAAAAAGUGGUCAGAUCAUGAAAUCCUUUUUCCUGAGCUAAACCCAUCUCAAUUAGCCAACAGGAUUAUUAAAUGCUGUAGGAUAUGUAGAACUUUGAUAUUUGGUAUCUAGGCUCCUAACAAUGAAACAGAAGGCUUAACACAGCACAGAGUGAGGAGUGACAACAAUAACUGUGCAGCCUCAGAGUCUUUGGGUGGAUGUAGGGUAGAGGUGGUGGCUUUUAAAAAGCUAUGUCAACAGAAGCAAAAGUAGCAGCAUAGUUUUCAGGUGAGAGGUGCAGCAGUAAGCAAGUAUGACACUCAAAACAGUGAGCAGAGGGCGCACUGGCACAAUGCAAUGUGUGUGUGGUAGGGAGAAUUGUGAGCUACUUGAGCUUGGCAGCAAACUUGAGUGGGCUGUUUCAAGAUGCAGGCCGGGUUGUCUUCGUAAAUUAGAUUAGCUGUAAUAAUAAUAAGAACAGUAAAUUCACUUUUCUUUCUUUUUAAGUUUUUCUAACCUGGUCAAAAACCUGUGGACUAGUUUUUUAUUGACAUACUUUGAAUCUGACUUGAGUUGUGUCUGUGUCCACAGGAUCAGAAGAGGAGUCUGGUGUUUGACAAACUUGUUGCAUCCCCAUUUUCACGCUGCUACACAGGAGCCAGAAUGGACAAGCCUCUCAUUGGCCAAUCGCUCUCAUGUCUUCCACAUGAUUCCGCCGCAAUGCCUUUCCUUUCAGAUGAUGCCCCGAUGCUUCCCCGCCAGGAUUCAACGCUCGCACGCCGAAAUGUGCUUUUAGCUGACUUAGUUGGGUUAUCAUUAAAAGUGAAAUUAUUGGGAUUGGAUCUUGCUUACGAUGUUUUAUAUCAGAAUACAGUGAAUGAUUUAGAUGUGUAGAGAGAAGCAGUCACUAGGGAAACAGCUCAUGCACCACAAAGGGGAAAUAAUGUUUGUUUUCUUUGUUUUUCUGUGUUUCUUUUCAUCAGUUAUAGGAACAAUAGUAAUUUCUGACAUGACAUCAGAAGUUCCAUGCUCCUUAGUGUCAUCUAACGAAUGAUCCUUGCUUUGGGUGUGGAGCCCUCAUGAAGUGAGACUCCACCUCUGCAUCACUCACUGUAUUACAACUUGAUUUAGCUUUGAGGUACUUAACUUUCACUUCUUCCUCUUCUUCCUUCGCUGAGUCCAGUCUCAGCUGAGAGAAGCUCUUCUCUCCAGCCUACCUCAGCACAGAUUCCUAAACACGCCUCACACAGGGGGUCUUAUAAGGUACUGCUGUAGUGACUUUUCCUUUUUUUUUUUUUUUUCUCACAACCAUGUAGCUCCCAUAAACCCAACUAAAAGGUAUCCUCUUGUCCAAAUGGAGAGAAUAGUUGAUGCUCAGCCCCUCAAACAAUGAGCAUUCACUGAGGUUGCUGAACCAUGCAUGGGCCUUGUUUUCAUUAUUUCAAUAAUGGCAGCUGUUUUUAACAUUUUUUUUUUCUUUUUUGUAGCCUGUAAUAAUUUUUUCACCUUUCAAAAUGAACCUGUUUGACUGAAUUAUGUUGUCGUCCUUACAAGCUAUUGUUUCAUUCGCAUCAUGUCUGUCGGUUUCAUCACGUGUGUGACUUCUGUGCUGUUACCCCCUCCCCCCCACCACUCCCCCGGGAACAGACCCCAUCAGAAGGACAACAUCAUGUCCGCUGCUCAAUUCAUCACAAUGCCCCCCCCGCUGUCUUCCAGCAAGUAAAGCUCUAGAAAAAUGCUCUACAUUGCAACCAUAGAAAACACAUAGUGAUUAUAUAAUAAUAAUAUUAUAUGGAGUGAAGCCAUGCCAAGUGGUCCUUACAGUCCUGGGCAUCAGCUGAGUCUGUCCGCUUUAGCAACAUUCUAAUGAGAGCUUGCUGUGCUUAUCCCAUGAUUUCAAACUUUUAUGAGUCGAGUCUGAGAACAUGUCUCAGGAACAAACACUGGAAAGAUGGGAAGAAUUCAUGUUAGUCACAGAAAUGAUAUCCAUAACGUUGAAAAGUCCUUUGUUGAGGUAAAUGCAAUUCCAGUCCCUUUUAGCGCUUAAAGGAAGAUUACCAGAAAUCAAAUGCAGUGUUGAGUAAAGAUUGUUUUACAUUCUGAUAAUAGUUUUUAAAAUGUUAGAAAGCCAUAAAUGACAGAAUCUAUGUUUAGAUCUUUACCAAGUUGCCCCUCUGUUCCCAUUUAGCCUCUGGCAGACUGACAGAAUACAAAACGUUGCUCUUGCUCCAAGAAAACGACUCUGUACAUUUAAAUAAAGCAGAUAAAUGUCAGCCAUCAUCAUGCCAUCAAACAUGGCUCUCUUACAUUUGGCUUCACCACAGACGUCUUAAUGCACGCACGUACUCAACUAAAUAAUCUGAGAUCAGAGUAACUGGGAUCUCAGCUUUAUCGUGGACUUUCCCUGAAGGGCUUAGUGAAAAUGUGAAAGGAUUUUCCUUUGCAGCCAGACUGCAGAUAGAGUUUAGCUCAGCACAAACAGCCCCCUAAGAACGCAUGGGUUUUGCAAUGUAACCAGUAGCACUUACUAAAGUCUUCCAUGUGCCUUAUUCUUUGAAAACUGUUCGUAAUCCUGAAUCGGGAAACUCCCAACACGCUAAGCUCUUACCUGUCUAACCAAAGACGCAAAAUCUUCAACACAGUGGCCUUGUAACACAGUAUGUGUGUGAUAUGCCUUUUUUCCUGCUUCAUUCCCAUCCUGAAAUCUCAGAAUUAAAUGUACUUUCACUGAGACGAGGGACAUGCUAAAAUCGAAGUGGAAAUCCUUUUUGGACAAUCAUACAGUACUUAACGUAUCCAUUUCUUUAAAAAUAAUACCUCACUCUGAAUGAAUAAACUCAGCGUACUCUAGCAAAAGUAUCCCAGUUUCAUUGUUAUGCCCAAACAGUCUCUGAGAUGGAAAUGACUGAAUCACAAGCUGCACUUUGGUUAUAGCAAAUUUUAUAUUGGGAGGGAGGGAUAAAAUAAACACAAAUCUACUAGUAUUAAUUUAAAAACAAUCCCAAAACCUCCAGCAUAGUAAUAAUAGCAUCUACUGAUGCUGCAGAAUAUCUGAUGUGAUUUCAUUCUUUCUCUGUACAUCAUUCAUGUCUUUGUAUUGUUAUGUUUUGCAAAAAUAAUGAGCUGAAACUGCCUUUUCUAAUAGAGUAAAAACAAAUCCCUCCAGAACCUUUAAGGGAUGUGUCAGUAUAUUUUGGAUACUUUGUGUACAAAAACGAGAACAACAAAAACAGAAAUGAAAUAGUGUUGUAUUUUAUAUAUAAUAGAACAUUUCAAUAUAGUGACAUGUCACUAAUAUAUUUAUUUACUAAUAUAUUUAUCCAUUUUGUCCAGGUUUGAAAGAGUGGUUUCUGUAUAGACUGAAUGUUCCUAUGUGGAAACUGACCAGUGCCAUCACAGAUGUAUCAACCUGUCUUCAUUCCAAGUAUAUGCAAAUAAAUUAUUUUGAAAUAA
Pleuronectes platessa (European plaice) is the source of this 6000-nucleotide messenger RNA. RefSeq names its product E3 ubiquitin-protein ligase RNF43. Bases 1 to 2487 code for a protein of 828 amino acids. Lineage: Eukaryota; Metazoa; Chordata; Actinopteri; Pleuronectiformes; Pleuronectidae. Gene Ontology annotation, molecular function: frizzled binding; ubiquitin protein ligase activity. Gene Ontology annotation, biological process: Wnt receptor catabolic process; ubiquitin-dependent protein catabolic process. The record is from RefSeq and is a predicted model, not a curated record. The transcript has 8 exons.